Charadrius vociferus (killdeer) is the source of this 1300-nucleotide messenger RNA. It is a transcript of the gene DHDDS, whose product is annotated as dehydrodolichyl diphosphate synthase. Bases 21 to 1022 code for a protein of 333 amino acids. Gene Ontology annotation, cellular component: dehydrodolichyl diphosphate synthase complex; endoplasmic reticulum. The transcript is spliced from 8 exons. Gene Ontology annotation, molecular function: ditrans,polycis-polyprenyl diphosphate synthase [(2E,6E)-farnesyl diphosphate specific] activity. Lineage: Eukaryota; Metazoa; Chordata; Aves; Charadriiformes; Charadriidae. The record is from RefSeq and is a predicted model, not a curated record. Gene Ontology annotation, biological process: polyprenol biosynthetic process.
AAAGCGGCUCUUGGUAAGACAUGUCGUGGAUCAGAGAAGGCGAGCUGACCAUCAUAGAGAGAUUUUGUGCCAACAUCAUUAAGGCAGGUCCAAUGCCCAAGCAUGUUGCCUUCAUCAUGGAUGGCAAUCGCCGUUAUGCCCAAAAAUGCCAUGUGGAGAGACAGCAGGGGCAUUCACAAGGCUUUGAUAAGCUGGCACAGACACUACGGUGGUGCUUAAAUCUGGGCAUUCGGGAGGUUACUGUUUAUGCCUUUAGUAUUGAGAACUUUAAACGCUCCAAGGAGGAGGUGGAUGGACUAAUGGAUCUGGCAAGACAGAAAUUUAGCCGCCUACUGGAAGAACAGGAGAGCUUGAAGAAGCAUGGUGUGUGCAUCCGUGUCCUUGGGGACCUGCCCCUUCUGCCCUUGGAUAUUCAGGAGCUGAUUGCCCAAGCUGUGCUGGCAACUAGGAACUAUAACAAAUGCUUUCUAAAUGUCUGCUUUGCAUACACAUCAAGACAUGAAAUCAGCAAUGCUGUCAGGGAGAUGGCAUGGGGGGUGGAACAAGGACUGCUCGAACCCAGUGAUGUGUCUGAAUCGUUGCUUGAUAAGUGUCUGUACACCAACAACUCCCCUGAUCCAGACCUCCUGAUUCGAACCUCUGGAGAGGUUCGGUUGAGUGAUUUCUUGCUCUGGCAGACAUCCCAUUCGUGCCUGGUGUUUCAGUCAGUCUUGUGGCCAGAAUAUUCCUUUUGGAACUUGUGUGAGGCUAUCCUUCGGUUCCAGAUGAACUACAAUGCUUUACAGAAGGCCAGAGACUCCUACAUGGAGGAAAGGAGACGACAACAGAUGGAAAGGGAUCAGGCUUAUGUGACAAAGAAGCUGCAGCAGGAGGGGUUUGCAUCCCACGGAGACUCUCGGCGCCGACGGACACUGUUGCAGAAAUGCACUGCCAUGCGGGAAGAGAGAAUCCAGGGCUUUCUACAGGCACUAGAGCACAAGAGAGCAGACUUCUUUGAAAGACUGUGUACGGUGUCUGCAUGAUAUAGGUGCUGGGUUGUUCUCGGGAAGACAGUUUUUAACCACGUUAGAGGGAACAGCUGAUGCCCAGAGGAAUUCACUUGGUGUGGUUCUGCAGUGGGGACACAGGGCCACUGUAGGACUUUACAUCCCCGCUGGCCCUGUCGGAGGGCAGGGACAGAGUACUGUGAACCUUUCUAGUUCUGUGAAUGCUGCUGAGAAAGGUAAUGCCGUCCUUCUGUCUCACCUCCCUGCCCCUAAUGAUGGGAAAUACAUGCACCCUGCCAUAUCUGUGCUGCUUG